UCUUGGCCCAAGACUAUGGUGCUUGAUUCUGGACCAGAAUCAAGCACCAUAGUCUUGGGCCAAGACUAGUCGACUCCCGGCGCGGCCCCGACAGUGUGAAGUUGGUUUGUCGACGAUUUAUUGUUGUAUGGUGGCCAUAGACAUGGCAGCAAACAGUCGUACACCAGCGCCGAGCAGAGGAGGAGUGCCAGUAAACAGUCGUAUGUACAACAAACUAGCAAAAUGGCGACUAACUGUUUUUUUUGCAAAAGAACAAACUUCCUAAUUAAACAUAAGAUCAAAUCAAUUCUAACACAAGAGAGUGCGAUCAAUUGUCUUAAUUUGACAAAUCUCGAAUUUGAAGAAGGUAUCAUGUGCCCAGAAUGCAGAAAAGUGGUAUAUUUCUACGGAAGAAAAAUUAAAAAAAAAAGAAAAAAAAGUAUUGGGUUUGUAAACUUUGUGGUUAGGAUAAUGAUUAAACCAAAUACGAAGAUCGACUUUCAAAACGGAAUUCCCAAGAAUCUAACAGACUCCACCACACAGCAGCCACACAGCCAUGAAGGAGAAGGAGGAGAAGGAGAAUCAAGGGAACCUGUUCAUGGUGACUUGUCACCAACAUGGGACGGCAUUUCUGAAUAUGAUCCUGAGCAUGAUGAAGAAGUUGCAAGGAUGGAGGUAGACGAGGAGCCCAAACCCAAGGUGCAGAGAAGUUCCCUCAAGGAAGUACUCAUCACUUACAUAAAAAAUGCUCAUUACGACAAGGCUGUAGCUUGUAUGUAUAAGCUUCGUGGUGGGCGGAAGGCAAUUCAUAAAUUUGUGCAAAAACAAAUACAUCAAGAGUUUGUCGAAGUCGGAAGACCCCCAAAGCGGAUAUUGCCACUAACUUCUGAAGUUACCGUGGAGAAUUUAAAGAAGUUUAAGUGGUCAAAUGUUAUGGAGGAGGUGACCACCAAGAUGCCAUUUACGACGACAACCCUUACGGGUAUGAUGCCCUCAUUGUCCACAUUGAUGCACCAACAUGAACGACGCAAAACAGGAAAAGCAAGCCGGCCGCGUUUAACUAACAAAGAAGCCAAAAAAAAAUGGAACUUGAAAGCCGGAGUCACUGUUGCUAUGAUGCUGUAUGCGAACAGCCAUCAGAUUUACAAGUUCUGGCCGGCCGUUGUUGGAAUUGAAAUGAGGCGUGAAAAGAGUUCAUUGAAGAUGUUUGAUUUGUUUCAUCGCAUUGGGUUAAGCCAGAACAUCCAUGCGGUAAGAGCCCAUGUUGACAAUCUUAGUAAAGUGCACUACGAUGAAGAAAUUGACUGGAAACACGUUUUCAAGGGUGUCUUCAGCCAACGCAGAACAUCAACACUAGGUGAUGAUGAUCCACCCUUACCAGACACAGUGCCGGUAAAUACAGAGAGCUAGCUAGCCCUAUCCAGUGCCGUUGCGACAACUGACUAAUAGAAGCCAUUUUGUGUCCCGGCCCUACAACCUCAUGGGCAAUACGAGGUGCCAGACUAGUCUGCCUGCUGGGUUGUGCUGCAUUUGAUUGUGCAUUUGGAGACUAAUAAUUUGUACACAGCAACCAUGAACUGGUCCCUCUAUUGUUGUAACUCGAUACACAGCUCUGGCCAUAUUGAGGCAGGAGUGAAGUAAUCAAGAUUCUCAAUUUAGGGCCCAAUUUCAUAAAGCCUGUAAGCAAAAAAACUUUGCUAAGCACAGAAAAUUUUGCUUCACAGAAACAGGUAACCUGCCAAAAUUACGUUAAGAUUACAUUGUUAUGAUUAAUUUGACUUGUGCUCCUCUCAAUGUUUGCCUAGCAAAGAAAUUUGCUAAGCAGUAUUUUUUGCUAAACAGUCUUAUGAAACUCGGCCAUGCCACGUCCCCCCCCAAACAUGCCAAAGUAACUGACCAAAUAUUUUAGUGGAAAAUUACUUCUUUCUCAAAAACUACAUUACUUCAGAGGGAGCCGUUUCCACUAUGU
This is a messenger RNA of Asterias rubens (European starfish), 1948 nucleotides long. RefSeq lists its product as uncharacterized. NCBI's taxonomy places the organism in Eukaryota, Metazoa, Echinodermata, Asteroidea, Forcipulatida, Asteriidae. Bases 223 to 1389 code for a protein of 388 amino acids. The transcript is spliced from 5 exons. The record is from RefSeq and is a predicted model, not a curated record.